Aplysia californica (California sea hare) is the source of this 5308-nucleotide messenger RNA. Its product is annotated as GATOR complex protein MIOS-A. Gene Ontology annotation, biological process: positive regulation of TORC1 signaling; cellular response to amino acid starvation. The transcript is spliced from 27 exons. Lineage: Eukaryota; Metazoa; Mollusca; Gastropoda; Aplysiida; Aplysiidae. The record is from RefSeq and is a predicted model, not a curated record. Gene Ontology annotation, molecular function: protein binding. The coding region runs from base 377 to 2980 and encodes 867 amino acids. Gene Ontology annotation, cellular component: cytoplasm.
AUAAAAAAGAUUGUUUUUCUUCCCCAGUCCCCAGUCCCAACCAGCAACCACCUUUGGUCAAAGGCUGGGCCUUCUUACUCUGCGCAGCGCAGCUGAUUACAGUCAGUCACUGGUGGCAGGCAGUGAAUGUCACUGUGCCCUGAGAAGAAGGAAAGAUAGAGAGCACACGAUCCAUCUGCAUAAGUCCAAACGAACGGCAACGUUUAUUAUGAAGUGAAAAUACCAAUGUGCAGAAGUUAGUGUCAGAACAAAACAUUGUUUUGAAGGAAAGUGAUAUCAUUUGUAUCGUACGUUGAAUUGCUUCAAUGCUCUCAACAUGAGACAAAGCUAGUUGCUGUCUGGCUUGUAAAUUAAAGAUCAAUUUGCUAUUUUCAUCAUGAGUGGCGUGAAAGUUGACAUCCAGUGGUCACCCUCUGAUGAUGAUAUGUUCAUUACUCAUGGCACUGCCAUCAAUCUGUACCAGGUCAAGAAUAGAGACACUUUUCAUGAACAACAUGACAGAGAGCACAAAUCUGCUGAGAGGUCAAAAAUAAUCCACUUGGCUACUCAUGCUGAUCUACAGUUUGUAAAAAGUAUUGCAUGGUGCCCUCGCCCUGAGUCAAAAAAUGUUUUGGCUGUUGCGCAAGCUAAUGGCCGGAUCAGCAUCAUUGGCUUUGAGACCCAUGGAAAUGAUGAUCUCAUCGGAAAAGAAUUCAAUAUUCGUUUUAACCGACAGUGCAAUUACUUGUCUUGGAAUCCAGUAGAAACCCAUCUGCUGGCAGAAGGGUUUGAACGCAACCGAAACGAACCUUGUGUCUUGAUAUGGGACGUGAACAACAAUGCUAACAUAGAGGUAGAGAGACCGUCCAGGCACAGCUUCAGUGAGGGCCCCUUCACUAAACCAUACCUAGAACUAGGUCAUGGAGAAGCGAGCAGUUCCUUCAGCUGGUUCCCCAACGAUGGCAAAACAUUUAUCAUGGGUGUCGCCAACAAACAUCUCAGAGUAUAUGAUUUGAGAGAUUCUAGCAAGUGUCGUCUGGAGGCUCAUCACCGCUGCGUGUCGGGAAUCUGUGUGGAACCACUGGAGGACUCCAGGCUGGCCUCAUUUAGUGAGAGUCAAGUUGCUGUAUGGGACCUCCGCAUCUUUGAUAGACCUAUAAACACCAUUACAGAAAGUAAAAACAUCAUGAAGCUGAGCUGGUGUCCAAAGAAGCUGGGUGUGCUUUCCAUCUUGACCAAAGACAAUUCUAGCAUCAAACUUCAUGAUAUUCGACAUUCCCUUUUCGGAUCUGAUGAAAUUGAACAAGCGUCCAUUGAGAGGAACAUUCAGCCAUUUGGCAAGUCCCAGCUCUCAUCAUUCUGCUGGCACCCGAGACAAGAGAACAGGCUGAUUACUGUCCUGGCUAAUGGACAGCUUAGAGAUAUGGUUGUGUUUGAGCGCAUCCCAAUGGAAUGGUCUUCCAGCUUCAAAUUGAUGAUGCCUUUGAAUGGAGAAACUAUCCGCUGCUUGGAGGAGACGGAGCAGGACAACGAUAUCUCCCUGGUCAUGAAAAGGAGAGUAACCCUCAAUUAUGGCCUGCAGGCUCAGGACAUUGCCGCCAACAUAAAAGCCAUAGAGAAUGAACCACACCUGAUGGGCUUAUGGCGAUGGAUUUACAACGUUCGUGAAGUGAUCAGCUCUCAAACGGCCAGCAACAGCAAACUACGUAUACCGGCGGCCACAGGGAUCCUGUCGUUGCUGAGGUUUGACCGGGAGGAUGACCACCUGGUCAGCGAGGCAGUACCUGUGCACUGGAAGGCGUCAGAGGGAGGGAAAUACUCAAAGCGGACACACUACAGAUGUGCUGAGAGGACAAUGGCCUUACAGCUGUGUGGCUGGAUACCAGAUCAACAAAAACAGAAUUUUGAAAGCUUUAUUCACAGCCUGGUGGAGCAGGGUGACCCAGAGAGAGCGUCAGCCAUUUCUCUCUUCUACCUUCACAUCAAACAAGCUCUGGAGAUCCUCAGCAACUGUGCCAUGAGUGCAGAAGAAGGUCGAGGCAAGCCCAGCCUACAGGCUGUUGCCAUGGCACUGUCAGGUUACACAGAGGACAAGAAUGCCCUGUGGCGCAGGACAUGUGGAACUCUUCUACAUCAGCUGGAAAACCCGUACCUGCGGGCUGUCUUUGCUUUCCUGGCUUGCGAUGAGGAUGAUUACGAAAAUGUCUUGAAUGAAGUAGACAUGUCUGUUGAAGACAGAGUCGGGUUUGCCCUGAACUACCUCCCAGAUGCCAAGCUCAAAUCAUAUUUGUGCAAGUUGUGUGAUGAACUGACGCAGAGUGGAGAUUUGGAUGGCAUCCUCUUAACAGGAAUGACCGAUGCUGGUAUCAACUUGCUGGAGAAUUUUGUCGACCGCACAGCUGAUGUCCAGACUGCGGCUAUUGCUGCUGUGUUCUCCACGUCUCAUGUUGUCAUGAAAGACCCUAGAGUUAUGGAGUGGAUCGACGGGUACAGAGAUUUACUGGACAGAUGGAGAUUUUGGCACCAGAGGGCACAUUUUGACAUCGUCCGCCAGUCGUUUGUCCAGGAGCACAGGGUGCCAGCCCAGGUGUUGGUCAGUUGUAACUUCUGCGGAAAGUCCAUUUCCACAAGCAUGUCCAUCCUGAACCGAGCCCGGAACAUGUUUAACUCAGUGUUGACCAGAGGCCCACAGAACAGGCCAAAGAUCACAUGCUGUCCCAGUUGCCGGAAAGCUCUCCCCCGCUGUGCCAUUUGUCUGUUCCAUAUGGGCACAUCGUCUGGCACAGGGAUUGAAUCAGGAAGCGGAGCGAAGCUGACCAUGUUCCAGGAGUGGUUCACCUGGUGCCAGACGUGUCGACAUGGAGGUCAUGCAGCACACAUCACAGAGUGGUUCAGAGAGCACAGCGAGUGCCCAGUGACAGGAUGCCCCUGUAAGUGUGUGGCCCAGGACGCUGUCAGUUUGUGCCUGCCAGAGACGGGAGCCGGGAUUCCGAAAGCGUGAUUUCUACUGUGGUUUGUGUGUGUGUUUGUGUGUGUGUAUGAGAGAGGGAGAGAGAAAUCUUGAAAUCUGUGAGUGGAUGAUACAGUAGUCUCCGCCUAAAAUCCUGGUGCUCUGGAGCGAGGAAAAUGCGGGAUCAUAGGCGAAACAUCAAAGGAAGAAUCCAUGGUGACCCAUGUUCAGGCCCGCAACCGGUAAAAAUGGUCUCCCUUUACUCUAAAAUGUAUUGGCGUGACCUCUGGUUGGGUUUAUGACUUAUGGCGAACAAAGAGUUGUCAACCUUGAUGACCGAUCACAGUGGCAAUGGACAUGCCAUUUUCACUUAUUUUCCUAUCGUGAGUCUCAAGAUCGCCCAUAUCCAGUUGCUCCUCCCCUUUACCUGUCUGAAAUUUAUAGCUUUUCAUCUCUGACUGAGUCUCUGCUGUCAGUAAAUUAUGAUCUGAAAUGCGGGAUCUUAGCCGAAUGUAGAUCUUGAGAGCGGGAUCUUGGGGGUGACUUUUUUGUAGUAAAUAUUCUGUGUUCUUAAAACAGCAGGAUCGUAAGCAGUAGGAUCUUUGGCAGAGACUACUGUAGUCAUUUGUAACAAAAUUUGUGGGUAAUCACUCUUUAUAGGAUCUGUGUGUGGGUGAUAGUCACUUGAUACUUGAAUGCUACAAAUUGACUGCUUACUGUAAGACUCGGCCAUGUGCCAUUUUGAAAAGCGAUUUAUGACAGAAUCUUUCACAGAAAAGUUGAGCUGUCUUCAAGAAACUUUUUACGGAUUCACUUCUCAGAGGCAAUGUAAUGAAAUGUGAGGGGGGGGGGGGGGGAAUUGUCUUCCACAGCACAUUGGUUCCUAAGCUCAUGGUUCAGGUUCGCCGUUGGCUCUAGAGCCCUUGACACUUCUGUAAAGUUUUACAAAAUCGUGAGAUAUGAUUAUUUAUUUAAAUUUAUAGAAUAGUAACUUGUACCUUAGUGUCUACUGGAAGGCAGUUGGCUCUUCCAAUAUGGAUCACUUCACAGUAUUCUCCCAGAAAAAAGUUUAUAAUAUAAAAUGGAAUGUUUGUAAAAAUUGUGGUGAGCCGCUGAAUGGUCUCACUGAAUACUGAAUUAGAUUUUGUGUAUUUUGUAAAAUAAUCAAAUGUGCCCAACUUUCCUCCAUUGCCUUAUAUGUUUCUGAACCUUGUGUGCAAUGUUAUUGUAUUUGAAAAGAUUUUGCUAUAAUCGUGGCUAACUUUAUAGGGAAAUUCCCUGUGUCCCUAUUUAUGAAUGCAUUCCAUUGAGAAAUGCAGCUGUGGAGAGCAGGCUUACUUAACUCUGUCUGUGCCAAUCAUAAAUGUAUCAUCAACAUAGCAUUAUCUCCAGUCUGAAACUGACUCAUUUUUUGGUGCGUCUGUGCCCUCAGUUUGCUAGGAAUUUUUUCUGACUUCAUUUUCUUGUGUGUUAUUUUUUUUUUUCUUUCAUUUUGAUACGCAACAUUUCUACUUCAUUUGAUCAAACUGUUUUUGUACCUGGCUUUCCCAGCAACGCCUUAAUACUGUCACAUUUACAACACACAGGUCUAGCACAACUGUAGAAGUCCUUGUGGCUUGGACAGAUUUGCAUAUUUAUGAGGACUUCUGAGUUAUAAGUUGUAACAUAACAAUUGAGGCAAGUUCUUCCUAUUUUUCAUUCCUAUUUGUGUGUUUUCGCCACUGAUACAUGUUCAUGUAGUUUAUAAGAAAUCGAAAUUACUUACACAUGGCAUUAACUGUUAAGUUGUGAAGCUGAAGAGUCGAAACGAGUGAUGUGUGUAUUAGUGUUCUGCAGUGCCCAUGGCAAGUGUGUUUUAUGAGAUGUAUGUUAAUGCCAGGUGCAAGAGACAGAGGUAUGUUAUAUUGUGAGAUGUAUGUUAAUAUCUGGUGCCAGCGACAUGUGUGUUGUUUUGUGAGGUGUGUGUUAAUGUUUGAUGGUGGGAGGAAUGGUGAGAUGGUGUUACUAUUUAGUUGUGGGUGUACAUGUUCAUACAUUGUGUUCUGCCUCAUUUCUUUCAGGCCUCUUUGUUCCGUGCGUUGUGUCACAGGUUUUUUAUUGAUAAUUUUUCUAAUCACUGUCUUUUUAAAAAUAAUAUGUUUACUUUCAACCCAAUUGAUAUCAUUUCGUAAGGGUGCUUGUUGGAAUCAGUAAAUUUAAGUGUAUUACAACCCGGUAUUGUAAAUAGCAUACAAGUCUACAAUUGUAGAUCUAGUCUUUGAUUGUCAUAUGGUGGGAGAGCGGUGACCAGCUACUGACAUUUUGCUAUCUCAGAAUUACAAAGUUCCAUCUGACAUUUUUGGCCGUUUUGAGUUGCUAUGACAGCAGGUCAGAAACCAA